Messenger RNA from Microthlaspi erraticum, 906 nucleotides. Lineage: Eukaryota; Viridiplantae; Streptophyta; Magnoliopsida; Brassicales; Brassicaceae. The record is from the annotation of a GenBank genome assembly.
AUGGAAGUCAACGACGACGGAGAAAGGCUAGAGAUGGGAUCUGUACUCAUCCCAAAUUGGGCUGAGUUGACUCAAGAAUGUCUCAUCGACAUCUUCUCACGUCUGAGCCAGGACCAAAGAUGGAUCGGACCGAUGCUGGUCUGCAAGACCUGGAUGAACACAUGCGAUGACCCGUCACUCAACACGAUCUUCGAUCUUGAAACUCGAUUUCAGUCAUUUCCCGAGUCAAUCAAUUGGUGGAAUCCAGAAUUUGUGGAUAAGGUCGAUUCCUUACUCCGAGCUAUAGUCGAUCGGAGCGAAGGCGGUCUCACCGAGAUUCGUGUUAGACACUGUACAGACCGCUCUCUAUCUUACGCCGCCGAGAGGUGUCCUAAACUAGAGGUGCUUUGGAUCAAGAGCUGUCGAAAUGUUACAGAUGCGUCAAUGGUAAACAUAGCCUCAAACUGUCCAAACCUCAAAGAACUCGAUAUGAGCUACUCUUAUGGAAUAUCACUCGAUUCUCUGAUAAUGUUGGGAAAGAAUUGCAAGAACCUAAUGGUUCUUAAACGGAAUCUGUAUCCACGACUCAAUCCCCACAUGCCUACAAUUGUAGCGCCACUCGACUAUCUGGCUACAUAUCCUAAGUACGCGAACGUAGAGGCAGAUAUCAUUGCUAUACACAUGCCUCAGCUCAAGCACCUGGAGUUUCGAUACACCACGUUGACUGCUACUGGUCUUGCUUUGAUUUGUGGAAAAUGUCUAGAUCUAGAGUACAUGGACUUAUACGGGUGCAUAUCCUUGAGGAGCGAGGAGAUAAGUGCGUGUACCUCGAGCUUGAAGAAUCUGAGGGAGGUCAAUACGCCUAACUUCAACUUCCCUAUGGCUCUUCUACGUAUGUCAAGACCGGGUCAUCCGAGAUAUGAGUAA